Molecule: messenger RNA, 1557 nt
Organism: Metarhizium acridum CQMa 102
Lineage: Eukaryota; Fungi; Ascomycota; Sordariomycetes; Hypocreales; Clavicipitaceae
Biological process (GO): intracellular calcium ion homeostasis
Cellular component (GO): perinuclear region of cytoplasm
Source: RefSeq, a predicted model, not a curated record
AUGAUAAAACCGCAAAGUUUCGCAACACCACGUCUCCUGCAACUGGUAUCAGGCCACGCCCCACAAACCACCGCCCCAUUGGUCAAACUAUCAUCAAGCUACAACACCAAAAUCACGAUCAAAGAGCUGCCAGCUCGCAACAUCCCAUCUCAAGCUUCAUCGUCGACUUCGCCAUCUACCAACCCCCCGCGCGCCAUGGCGACCCCCGAACUAACCAUCGCCAAAGCUGCCCUCUCAGCAUCUCUCUUCCGCGCCGACCCAGCAUCCAUCAGCCGUCCCUCAGUUGACACCUUCUUUCAACAAGUCGCCUCAACACUGACGCAGUGCUCCCGCCCCAAUGUCCAGACCUGCAAAGACUACAUCCUCAGCAACAUAAUCCACUCUAGUGGCCGAAGCACCGCGCUUGCAAAAUACCUCGUCGCCCUGUCAAACGCACAAGUCGAUGACGCGACACACCCUCGUCCCAGCACAAAACGCCGUCGUCUACACGUGCUCUACAUUGUCAACGACGUGCUGCACCACGCUGCGCGCCAGGGAAACCAAGACUUCCGUGCCACCGUGGAAGCGUACCUCCCUCCGCUGAUCAGCGCUGCCGCCUCAUUCGAAAAAUGCCCGAAACACAUCAAGAAGCUGCAAGAUCUCGUUUUCAUAUGGAAAUCAAAACAAUACGCUUCCGAUGCCGUGAUUCCCAAGCUUCAAGAAGCCAUCGCCGGGUCGUCCGUCUCCGCAGCCCCAGAACCAGUCAAUACGUCUCUCAAGCUCGCCAAGGAGACGCCCUUCACAAUGCCCUCUUUUCACGGCGACGCAUCGACAGCAUGGUACGAUUUACCGGCAGCGACGUGGCUGCCUCACCUGGUGCCGAAUUCCACAAAGCCAAUGCUUCCAGAUCUCAUUCGUCCAAUUCAACUCGCCCCAGGUCCGGCAGAUAAAGUCGUCACCGCUGCGGUAAAGGCGUUGCUUUCCGACGCGGAGAGAAUCUUCUCCCACGACAGAAGACCAGAUGACGACUCGCAUAUCGACGUGAAUGAAAUGGGCGAAAAAAUCGUAUUGGAUGAAGUUACUGGUGAAGUCAUUGGCGGAGAGACAUACUACGGCUGGUCCAGACGGUUCUGUGAACGAAUGAAGGACCGCAAACAAGGCAAACAAAGAGGCCGGUCCAAGUCUCCAUCGUCAGCGCGUGUCGCCUUCCAGAAGCCAAAGCCGCAGCCGCAGCAGAAGCUACACCCCGCGGUCAGCCUCGCACUCACGCUCGCACUCACGCUCACGCUCACGCUCACGCUCGCAAUCACGAACCCGCAGCCGCCGCAGAUCCUACAGCAGCAGUCCCCGUCGCGGCUCUCCGAAACCAUCUCCCCAGCCAACUGCCAACCCCAGUAUGCCAUUCAAUAUGCCCAUACCCCCCCUACCGGCAGGAUACACAGGUCCUUGGCCGCCGCCGCCUCCUCCCCUUCCUCCACAAGGCUGGAUGCCAGAUCCUACCUUUGCAGCUCAGAUGAUGGUAAAUUCAACAACAACAUGGUCCACACAGUGCAGAAUAAGAAUGCUCAACACAGGUGA